GUGUGUUUUUGGCAGAUCAGCUCCUCCCACACUGCAAUUCAUUACCAGUGAAGCUCCUCCCACAUCAACUCACCAAUAAAUGCUGGAAUAUUCCCAUCAGAUGAGCAUCAGAGCAUCAGGAAGAGCUGAAAUCUGCAAAGACUGAGUUUAUUAAAGAGGACAGUGAGAACAUGAGUGAUCCAGAACCCUGCAGAAUGAAACACACUGAAGAUACUGAAGAACAAAGAGACGUGAUGGAAGAGAGUGAGGAGAGUGAAGAACUGACUGAAGUGGAGGAGAAACAUGUCAAACCUGGAGAAAAACCUUUGAGUCGCUCAAAGACUAAAAAGACAUUUUUAAAGAAAAGAAGAGCCAAGAAAUCUACAACCUGCACUCAGUGUGGAAAGAGUUUCACAAACAAACAAAAUCUUAAUCAACAUAUGAAAAUCCACACUGGAGAAAAGCUGUUUACAUGUGAUCAAUGUGAAAAGAGUUUCCUACGUAAAUAUAGUCUUGAGAUUCACAUGAGAGUUCACACUGGAGAGAAGCUGUUCACAUGUGAUCAGUGCGGCAAAACAUUUCUUACCUCAUCAAACCUGAAGGCACAUCUGAUGGUUCAUACGAAGGAGAAGCCACAUUCAUGUUCUGUGUGUGGAAAGAGUUUUUCACAGCGGAAACAUUUACAGAGACAUGAGAAAAUUCACACUGGUGUGAGAGAUUAUAUGUGCUUUGAGUGUGAGAAAACUUUUACUUCAGCAAACUGCUUAAAAGAGCACCAGAGGAUUCACACUGGAGAAAAACCUUACAAGUGUUUACACUGUGACAAGAGAUUCAGUCUGUCAUCAAAUCUGAAAACACAUGAGAGGAUCCACACUGGAGAAAAACCUUACAAGUGUUCACACUGUGACAAGAGUUUCAGUCAUUCAUCAUCUCUGAAAAGACACGAGAGGAUCCACAGCAGAGAGAAGCCGCACACGUGUGAUCAGUGCGGAAAGAGUUUCACUAUUAAAAGUGACCUGAAGAUACACAUGAAGAUCCAUGCAGUGGAGAAACCACAUCAGUGCACAUUCAUUCAUUCAUUCAUCAUGACACAAAAUGUGGACCAAUAAGAUAUAAACUUUGAGCUGCUGCAGAGACAUGUCUGAGAGCAUUUGAUGACACCAGUGAAACCAGCAUUAAAGAUUGAAAUUACUUCAAAUCAAACAUCAGCAUUUCAUGAACACUUUGAACUAAGAGUAAACCAUGAUUAACAAGUUGUUUGUGAGAAACAGUCCUUCAAAAGUCACACUUUAGCCAUGUGACACAUUUACAGCUUUAAAAUGCCUAAUAAAUCAUAUUUCACCCAAGUGUUUUCAACCCAAAUUUCUCUUGAAGCCAAUACGGAAGUGACGUAAACUGCAGUUCAUCGACUGGCCGCUAGAGACAGGCUCCAAAAGAGAACAGAAUCUCAUUGAGUCCCAUGUUAAAAUGCCCAACUUUACAGCAGACAAAAAACAUGUUUACAGCCUGGUACAAAUUGUGGUUUUGGUCUAUACUGCUAAAUUUGCCCUUAAUGACAACUCUGAGGGGGGUGAAUGUUUUUUAUAACAACACAAAUUACAAUUACCGGUGCUGGAGCAUCUAUAUUGUAAAAAAGACACCGUAGAAAUUUCAAAUAAUGUAACUUAUCUUUAUUAAUAUAUUACAUAGUAAAUAAAAUAGAUAGAUAUCGAAUUGAAUUGACAUUAAAUGACAUCGAUCACUGAAUGAAGUUACCGCAGCGCCUUCUCUUCCCUCAUUCAGUUUCAGCGUCGAGUCUUCUGAGGUGAGGUGAGCAAUUCAUGAGCAAUAUUAGUGAGGUUACAUCAAUAAAGAGAAAAAUAGUUCAGUCAUUUUCAUAUGCAAAAAGGUGUAUUAUACCAACACCCUUAUUAUUCAGUAAAGAGAGAGAGAUCUCAUUCGUUUUCACUUGCUAAUUUUUUG
Ctenopharyngodon idella (grass carp) is the source of this 1941-nucleotide messenger RNA. RefSeq names its product gastrula zinc finger protein XlCGF52.1-like. Lineage: Eukaryota; Metazoa; Chordata; Actinopteri; Cypriniformes; Xenocyprididae. The transcript is spliced from 2 exons. Gene Ontology annotation, cellular component: nucleus. Gene Ontology annotation, biological process: regulation of transcription by RNA polymerase II; central nervous system development. Gene Ontology annotation, molecular function: RNA polymerase II cis-regulatory region sequence-specific DNA binding; DNA-binding transcription factor activity, RNA polymerase II-specific. The record is from RefSeq and is a predicted model, not a curated record. The coding region runs from base 171 to 1088 and encodes 305 amino acids.